GCAGCGAGCUGCCUGGCAGCGGUGUUCCUCUGAUGUGAUUGGGCGGAGGGCGGUGAUUCCUUUCUGUCACGAUUCUGGUGUGGCUCCCAGCGGAGGACACGGACCGUCCUAGUCCAGAGCUCCUGCGAGGACACACCGCGCGCAUGAGGGCGUAGGGACUGUACUGCCAACCCGGGAUUUGCCCUCGUGUGAAGGAGAGGAGGUUGGAGGAGAGGAGGGGUCUUUUCAUCUAAAGGGGCUGCGGUAAAAAGUCGCCAAGAUGCCGGUGUUUCAUACCAAGACAAUUGAGAGUAUCCUGGAGCCGGUGGCCCAGCAGAUCUCCCACCUGGUCAUUAUGCACGAGGAAGGGGAGGUGGAUGGGAAAGCCAUCCCGGAUCUGACUGUGCCAGUGGCUGCGGUGCAGGCGGCAGUCAGCAACCUUGUGCGGGUCGGGAAGGAGACUGUCCAGACCACUGAAGACCAGGUGAUGAAGAGAGACAUGCCUCCUGCAUUCAUCAAGGUUGAGAACUCCUCCUCUAAGCUGGUCCAAGCUGCUCAGAUGCUGAAGGCAGACCCAUACUCUGUCCCAGCUCGAGAUUACCUGAUCGACGGCUCCAGGGGGAUACUCUCCGGGACCUCCGACCUGCUGCUCACUUUUGACGAGGCAGAGGUGAGAAAGAUAAUCCGUGUGUGUAAAGGAAUCAUGGAGUACCUGACCGUGGCAGAGGUUGUGGAGACCAUGGAAGACCUCAUCACAUACACCAAAAACCUAGGACCAGGGAUGACUAAAAUGUCGAAAAUGAUCGAUGAAAGACAACAGGAGCUGACCCACCAGGAGCACAGGCAAAUGUUGAUGAGCUCUAUGAACACAGUGAAAGAGCUGCUGCCUGUCCUCAUUUCAGCUAUCAAGAUCUUUGUCGCAACUAAAACAAGUCGAGGAGCUGGUGUGGAGGAGGCUGAGCGCAACAGAAAGUUUACAUUUGAAAAGAUGAGCACUGAAAUUACAGAGAUUAUCAGAGUGCUACAGCUCACGACAUGGGACGAAGAUGCCUGGGCCAACAAGGAUAUGGAAGCUCUGAAGAGAUCUCUGGCUGUAAUUGAGUCAAAGAUGGCUCAAGCUAAAGCUUGGCUCAAAGACCCUCAUGGACAGCCUGGAGACCCUGGCGAGGUGGCUCUCCGCGUCAUACUGGACGAGGCUGGUAAAGUGGGGGAGCUCUGUGCUGGAAAAGAGAGGAAAGACAUUUUAGCCACUGCUAAAGCUCUAGGGCAGAUGAGUGACCAAAUCACAGAUCUGCGGGCCAGAGGCCAAGGACAGACGCCAGGCUGUGUGCAGCGGGCCGGUCAGUGCUCUCAGGGCUUAGACUUGUUAUUUGGCAAAGUGGACAAUGCUGCACGCAGACUAGAGGCUCUAAUCAACGCAAAGCAGGCCAUUGCCAGGAGACUGGAUGCUGCACAGGCUUGGCUAGCUGAUCCUCAUGGAGGUCCCGAGGGAGAAGAAAACAUCCGAGCAUUGUUAGCAGAGGCUAAACGCAUCGCUGAUCUGUGUGAAGACCCUAAAGAAAGAGAUGACAUCCUUCGCUCCAUCAGCGAGAUUGCAGGCCUCACUGCCAGACUCGUGGAUCUCAGGAAACAGGGUAAAGGUGACACCCCUGAGGCCCGAGCUUUAGCCAAGCAGAUUGGCGCAGCAUUGUUAACUCUACAGUCCAAAACCAACCGCGCUGUGACUAACAUGAGGCCGGCGAAGGCUGCUGUCACUUUGGAGGGAAAGAUGGAGCAAGCACUGCGGUGGGUGAACAACCCUGGAGUGGAUGAUAGAGGAGUAGGUCAGGCAGCCAUUAGGGGAAUGGUGGGAGAAGGCAAGAGGCUGGCAGGGGGCUUGUUGGGUCCAUAUCGACAGGACAUGGUUGGACGCUGUGACCGAACAGAGGCACUGAUGGGGUCUUUAGCCGAGAUGGCAGGUCGGGGUGAGGCUGAGGCACCACAUGCACGAGCAACAGCUGCUCAGCUCCAGGACAGUCUGAAGGACCUCAGACAGCACAUGCAGGACGUGAUGACCCAGGAGGUUUCAGAUGUUUUCAGUGAUACCACAACCCCUGUAAAACUCCUCGCUGUGGCUGCAACUGCCCCUCCCGAUGCCCCCAACAGGGAAGAGGUUUUUGAAGAGCGUGCAGGGAACUUCGAAGCCCACGCUGGUCGACUUGGGGCAACAGCAGAGAAAGCAGCUGCAGUGGGGACAGCCAAUAGGAGCACAGUGGAGGGCAUCCAUGCUGCUGUCAAACACGCCAGGGAACUCACUCCACAGGUAACGUCUGCUGCUCGUAUUUUAUUGAAAAAUCCAGGAAACAAAGCUGCAUAUGAGCACUUUGACACAAUGAAAAACCAAUGGAUUGACAAUGUAGAGCGACUGACUGGUCUCGUAGAUGAAGCUAUAGACACAAAGUCACUGUUGGAUGCAUCAGAGGAAGCCAUAAAAAAAGACAUUGACAAGUGCAGAGUCGCUAUGGCCAAUGUUCAACCUCAAAUGCUGGUUGCUGGGGCUACGAGCAUUGCGAGGCGAGCUAAUCGAGUUUUGUUGGUGGCUAAAAGAGAAGUGGAAAACUCUGAAGAUCCUCGGUUCAGAGACACGGUGAAGCAUGCCUCGGAUAUCCUCUCUCACACCAUCUCCCCUAUGGUGAUGGACGCCAAGGCUGUGGCUGGGAACAUUCAAGACAAAGCUCUGCAGAAGGCUUAUUUAGACUCCUGUUUGCGAAUCCUGGCUGCAGUGGGAAAAGUCAGAGAAGCCUUCCAGCCACAAGAGCCCGAGUUCCCCCCUCCACCUCCUGAUCUAGACCAGCUCCAUGUGGUGGAUGACCAGCAGGCCCCACCGAAACCCCCUCUGCCAGAAGGAGAAGUGCCACCACCCCGCCCCCCUCCUCCUGAAGAGAAGGAUGAAGAGUUCCCUGAGCAGAAGGCUGGAGAGGUGGUCAGCGAACCCAUGAUGGUGGCAGCCAGACAGCUGCACGAUGAGGCUCGCAAGUGGUCAAGCAAGCCUGAGGAUGAGGAGGCAGGAGAAGAGAGGGAGGUAGAUGAGGAAGAUGAUUUUACUGAUGGUGAGGAUGACUAUGAGCCAGAGCUGCUGAUGAUGCCCUCCAACCAGCCAGUCAAUCAACCCAUUCUGGCAGCUGCCCAGUCUCUACAUCAGGAGGCUCGCAAGUGGUCCAGCAAGGGUAAUGACAUUAUUGCAGCAGCCAAAAGAAUGGCUUUACUCAUGGCUGAGAUGUCUCGACUGGUGCGUGGUGGAAGUGGAAACAAACGCGCCCUCAUUCAAUGCGCUAAAGACAUUGCCAAAGCUUCAGAUGAAGUGACCCGGCUGGCUAAAGAGGUGGCCAAACAGUGCACUGACAGGCGCAUUCGGACUAACCUUCUUCAGGUGUGUGAACGAAUUCCCACCAUAAGUACUCAGUUGAAGAUCCUCUCAACUGUUAAAGCUACAAUGUUGGGAAGAACUAACAUUAGUGAGGAAGAGUCUGAACAGGCCACAGAGAUGUUGGUGCAUAAUGCCCAGAAUCUUAUGCAGUCGGUGAAGGAGACUGUUAGAGAAGCAGAAGCAGCUUCCAUUAAGAUCCGCACAGACGCUGGCUUCACCCUUCGCUGGGUUCGUAAAACACCUUGGUACCAAUAAAAUCCACGCACAAUACUCACAUUUGAGGUACUGUGGAUGUCUUAAGACUACAGCUAAUAGUUGGUCUACUGUAGAGGAAUGUGUCAUCCAGCUUUUUAAAAUUGGAAAAUAGCUUAUUUGUUCCAGUUUUAUUUAAACAUAAACAUUUAAAGCUAGACAGGUUUAAUAUAUAUUUUGCUAUGUUUUGUUUGAUGAAAUUUACCGAAAUCGCAGGUAUAUAUUUUGGCAUGAAGAUUUUUGUUUUCUAUUUUAUAAAAACAACUAUGUUAGCACACAAUUAUUCUAUUCAGUUUGUAGUCAGAGUAAUCUAUGUAUAUACAACAUUGCUUUUGUUUUAUGGAUACAGAUUUUAGCUUUACUGACACUAUUUUGAAGAGUCGUCUGGACUCUUAAAUGUUUACUUUUGUUCUUAACAUUAAGAUUAUUAUUAAUACACUCUAUGGCCCUUUCAGGUGACGACUACGUGGUACUAAGAUAAAGUAUUUACAUUUAGCUAUUUUGUACUAUUUUCUGCCACUCAAAACACUUAAUGGCCAGGAGGUUUUACUUCUGAGGUGCUGAAUGUGAGACUCUGAAGCUUAAAUCAGACUUUGUUUUUUGAGUUUUCUAAAUAUUUAUAGAACUUAAGUAUAGGAGAAAUACCAAAGGAUUUAUUUUGUGAGCCAUUUUGUUUUGUCCCUGAACAGUCAGGUAAGAAACAUUAGUAUCUUUCUUCUUUAGUCUGAAGGUACAAUUUGUUGCACUGUUUAUGCAUAACAUGAACUCCCUCAAGGCAGUGAUUGUAGUCAAUCAAAAGCAUGUUUUGGACUUUUGGCUUCUUUCUUAUCACUGCUCUAAAGCACAUUUGACAAGUGUUAUUCACAACCCUGGUGGUUUACAGACAAAAGCUAGAUUUGUUGAAUAUAUUUUUUAUUUAAGUAAGAAAAAAAACAACACAAACUUAUGAAUGCACAUUUUAUGAUGUCAAUUGCACCUCUUUUUGAGGUCUCUAUGUGUUUUACUAUAUGGACGUGAUAGAAAUGACAGAUUUGUAUGUGUUGUAAGCGUGGACUUUCUUCACUUAAAGAGUAUUAGGAGCUGUACUGGUAACAGUAACAGCCAGAGCUAUGAAAAGCACCACAGAAUGUUACUUUUUUUUUUUUUGAAAAUGUAGCAGUCAAAGAGGAUAAGAUGUACUGAACAGCUUUGAGCCCUGCCAAACACAACUGCUGUGCCUUGGAAGAAUAAAAGAUUAG
Periophthalmus magnuspinnatus is the source of this 4875-nucleotide messenger RNA. Its product is annotated as vinculin-like. Gene Ontology annotation, molecular function: structural molecule activity; actin filament binding. Gene Ontology annotation, biological process: cell adhesion. The transcript has 22 exons. The record is from RefSeq and is a predicted model, not a curated record. Gene Ontology annotation, cellular component: actin cytoskeleton. NCBI's taxonomy places the organism in Eukaryota, Metazoa, Chordata, Actinopteri, Gobiiformes, Gobiidae. The coding region runs from base 260 to 3640 and encodes 1126 amino acids.